CACUCUGUAGACUGCAGAAGAAGCUUCUGUUAUGACCCAGGUAGUGCUCAUAUAUAGGCAGCAGGAAGACGUUUAGGACUUCAGUUCGUAUUUCCGUGUCAGUGUCCUUGGCUGGAGAGACGAAGCGGGAGCCGGAGAUAAUGUUCAGGCAUAUUGCGAGACUUCAGCAGGUGUCCCGGCGGACGCUCACUAGCAGCGUUCGCAGGCAGGUGGAGAAUAAAGUACCACAGAAGCAAAAGCUGUUCCAGGAGAACAAUGGUGUACCAGUUCAUUUGAAGGGUGGAGCCGGUGACGCCAUCCUGUACCGGACCACAAUGGGCCUCACCAUCUUGGGAACUGGCUUUGUAUUUUAUGAGCUGAUCAAGGCAGCGCUCCCACACAAGAAGGAAUAACAACGCCUGGAUUUUUUUUGCCGAAAUGGCCCUGUACAUGUUGAAAUGAAUUUAAAGGCUGUAUAUUUAUUCAUGUUCAUAGUGGGACCAAUCUACAAAUAUGUAGCUCUGGACAAUAAAAUCUGCUUCCCAUGA
Molecule: messenger RNA, 527 nt
Organism: Clarias gariepinus (North African catfish)
Lineage: Eukaryota; Metazoa; Chordata; Actinopteri; Siluriformes; Clariidae
Product: cytochrome c oxidase subunit 7A2, mitochondrial
Exons: 4
Coding region: 141-392 (83 amino acids)
Biological process (GO): regulation of oxidative phosphorylation; mitochondrial electron transport, cytochrome c to oxygen; mitochondrial respirasome assembly
Source: RefSeq, a predicted model, not a curated record